This is a messenger RNA of Boeremia exigua, 2606 nucleotides long. Its product is annotated as DNA damage response protein RcaA. NCBI's taxonomy places the organism in Eukaryota, Fungi, Ascomycota, Dothideomycetes, Pleosporales, Didymellaceae. Gene Ontology annotation, molecular function: damaged DNA binding; protein binding. The record is from RefSeq and is a predicted model, not a curated record. Bases 109 to 2535 code for a protein of 808 amino acids. The transcript has a single exon. Gene Ontology annotation, biological process: double-strand break repair via homologous recombination; mitotic G2 DNA damage checkpoint signaling. Gene Ontology annotation, cellular component: Mre11 complex.
GCAGCCUGCAAACGCCGCAGCACGCGCGCGGGAGAAUGCUCACUUUCAUCCCCUGAACGAUUCGUCUCGACCGUAAUGCGAUAACGGUCGCAUACACUCGCCGCUGUCAUGUGGUUCCUGGAGCAUGAGUCGCUCUUUGGCGGCAAGCGUAUCUGGCUGCGACCCGGAACGCAGCAGCUCUUUGGUCGCACAAAGGCCAGCGGAGAAGGAAAGACCUGGAAGAUCGAUAACAAGGCUGUCUCGCGACAGCACGUUAUUAUCAAAGUCCUUGACGUGGCUCCAGACGUCGGCACCAAGCUGCACACUCGAUCGCAGGUUGAGAUUACAGAUCUCAGUUGCAGGCAGGGCACCGUCAUCGAUGGGCGGCAGAACUUGAAGAGCAGGAAAAAUGAUGACGGGUCGAUGGAGUACGCAAGAGUCAUACUGGACGGCACCCAGCACGAGAUUCGACUGGCCCAGAGCUAUGAGCCGUUCAAGGUCACCUGGAAGCCGCUCGUUUUCACAUACGCCUCAAAAGAGAGCAAGGAAUCAAAGGCCCGUAGCGCGAGGCUGCAUGCACUCGACUUCAAGACCACAACAGACUUUAUCUUUGGGAAGACGACCCACGUUGUGUCCCAGAAGCGCAACCUGCCUCGCGUGCUUUCAGGGCUCGUGGCUGGCAAGCACAUCGUGACGGAAGAAUUUCUUGAAGCUGUAAUUGAACGAGCCACUUCCACGCAAGACAGCGAAUUUGGCUAUGUACCUUCGCCGCUAGAAGAAUCGUACGACGACCAGUGGCCAAAAGAGGAAGAGUACACUCCGCCAACAGCUACGGAACCUGUUCCGCGGCCACAGGAGAUGCUCAGGCCUGAUGUCUCGCGAUCAGAAGUUUUCUCCAAUCUCACAUUCGUCUUCCUGGACGAGAAGCAGCACAGUAGCUUGCAAGAUCCCAUUGCUGGUGGUGGUGGGAAAGCGUUGCUCUACGAUCUGAAGCAUGGCGAAACAUCUGUUCAACAGUAUGUCGAUUACGUCCGAAGCGUAGCCGGUAAGAAGAAAGGUAGUCGCGCAAACAACGACAAGCUUCCUGUGAUUACGGUCCGCCUGCCAAUUGCAGCAGACAGCUCGGAGGAAUGGGCUGCAAAUUUCUUGAACGGCGUCGACAGAGCACUAAAUCAGCGUUCAAUCUUCCAAAAUGAGUUUCUCGAUAUCGUCAUCACCAAGGACAGAGCUACACUACAACAGUCGCCAGACAACGUUCCUGAAGUUGCACCAGGCGCACCACAAGCAGCGACUCGACAGUCUUUUCAGUAUACAUCAGCAGUUAACGCUCUUCCCGAAGCAUCUGAAACCUCUCUCCCCACCAACGAGCCCCUCAAGUCGAAUCCGCGCAAACGCAUACAUCGUCCGAAGACUACAAGUCGGUUUACCGGUUUCGACGACUACGAGCCGCCGCCAAAAGUUCGCAAGAUUGAAGACACCCAGAUGGAGGAUGUCAAACAAUCACUGCCACAAUCUGCCCGAAUGGCGACACAGGCGUCAGGGACUGCCACCACCCCUACAACUCAGACUCAGACCCAGAACCGCACACAAGGUCGGUUCGCACCGCCGUCACCCCCACACGAAACUGUUGAAAAAGAGGAGCAGAUGGAUAGUCUGUUUCCUGCUGCAGCAGAGAUCAAGCGCCGUCGAGCAGCCACACGCGCGCCUUCAGCGUCCGUCGAGCCUGAAACCAGCACACCGGUCACUCAGCCAAGAAAGCGCGGUGUAGAAGCUCUUGAGAAUCUACAACGGGUCAGACAGAAGGCAGACAAAGACAUCAAUGUCCGCGAGCAUACGCGGCUCCGCAUGCAAGAGGAGGAGAAACGGCGCCAGGCUGACGAAGAGAGUCUGCGGGAGCAACUAGAAGGUAUUGAUAUCGAAGCGAUGAAGAACCUCGCUGUGAUUGAAGAAAUCGAAGUCCUGCCCCGCGCGCAACGCAAUGGCGAUAAUCUGCGCACACCAGCUGAAGCUCGCGCCCAAGCAAGGAGCGAUAGAUGGAAUCCGGCCUGGAAUGGGCGCAAGAACUUCAAAAAGUUUCGCCGGCGCGGCGCAGAAAAGGGCCUCGUUUCACACAAAGUCAUUGUCCCGCUCGAAGCAGCACCUCCGCAGCAAGGCUUCAGCGACUCAGCAUUCUUCCUUGACGUCAUCGAGCCGCGCCCCAUCGGCCUGGCGAGGAGACAGCGCAGGGAUGCAGUGAACGAGUCCGAGUCAGAGCCGGAGACGGGCUUCAGGGGGCGGAAGAGUAGGGCGCAGUCACAACGCCAGACGCAAUCGACACGUGAAGUCAUCGACGUGGAAGAUAGUGGGCCGGAUGAUGAGGAGGUCAUCGAGGUCCGGACGCAGAAGAGUAGUGGCAGGACGCAGCGCGUUGUCGAGACACAGGCGUCUGAGCCUGCGGGCAGAAAGAGAGCUGGCAGUGCGGCAAGCGGGCCGCCGGCUGCGAAGCGAAGCAGGGUCGUAAGUAGAGAUGACGACAGUGAUGAUGAGGAGACUGGGUUCAGACUCAAGCGGAGGUAGGCGGGUUUUCUGCAACACCUCCAGCAUAGGCAUGUUGUAGCAUAGCGAGCGAUACCCUAGCAUACAUAGUA